CCAUGACGACAGCUGGCCUCCUAGCUCCCUCCAGACCUUCUCCUCCUCCAGGUCCAGGCUCCAGCUUGAUCCUCUAGUGUGGCGCAGUCAGGCUACCGGACCACCAAACUGCGUGCUCCGGCCUCCGGGGACCGGGAGAGAGAGGAGAGGUCAGAGGAGUGGGGGAGCGCAGCAGGAUGAGCGGGGAGGAGGCCGACGGCUCCAAGCCCCACCAGGGAGGCGUAUACGGCACCUUCCAGGGACCGCCCAGCUACCCGCCCCCGCGCCCGCCGCCCGUCGGCUUUCCACAGCCCGCCCCGCCGCCGGGCCUCUCCGCCUACCACCGCGGCGGCUACCAGGCCGUUUCCGCUCGAGAUUAUGAAGCAGGUGUGCGAGGACAUAGCCAUGAUCGACUUCCCUGUUGUGGCAUUGGUUUUGGCUGGUUCCUGUUCAUAUUCGGUUUCUUCCUUGGUGCCAUUCCCUGGUACAUUGGAGCCCUUCUGCUAUGGUGUUCCAGAGUUGAUUACAGGGAGAAACCAGGCUAUGUCGCAUGCACAGUAGCGGCUAUCCUCGCUACAAUUGCUGUUAUCAUUGGGGCGGCAGCUGGAACUCAUGUUUUUUUAUUUUAGCUUACAUCGUCUUGUCAUUGUACAUAACGUACAUAUUAUCCAUGCGUCAGAUAAUUCACGCAAUCAGCAUUGUAAUGGACAUUUGUUCUGCAUUCGCAAUCAUUCAUGUUUAUAACAAGGAGAACAGAGACCUUGCUCCUGGCCAUAAAUAAAUCAGACCGAGAUGACUC
Messenger RNA from Sorghum bicolor (sorghum), 778 nucleotides. Its product is annotated as 60S ribosomal protein L18a-like protein. Bases 177 to 608 code for a protein of 143 amino acids. The record is from RefSeq and is a predicted model, not a curated record. Lineage: Eukaryota; Viridiplantae; Streptophyta; Magnoliopsida; Poales; Poaceae. The transcript has 4 exons.